CCACUUCCUCUAGGAAAAAGUGGUCAGCUAUUUUUUUUUUUUAGAUUACAUCUUUGUGUUUUUAGCUGUUAGCCCCGUGUCUGCUAAGUUACUUUGCAGUUCACUUUUCGGUUCAAAUUCUCCCAUUCGUCUUGUCCGACCGCCGCGCCGUGGACGAGAGCAGCCACAAAUUGUCUGAAAAGUUACUAUGGAAGAAGUACAGCAGGGCAGCAAUGGCACUGAAUCACAGACUGCAACCAUUCCCACUGCCAUCACAGCCUCUCAGUUCUCACAGAUAGCCCAGCAGAUGUCUCUUGGAGGUUCUUCUGUGGCUGUUGUGCAAUUGCCAGGGGGUCAGCUACAGGUUCAAGGUGUGAUCCAGUCGGCACAGUCGUCGGUCAUUCAGUCCCCUCAGGUGCAUACUAUACAGGCCCAGUGUACAGAUAGCGAAGAUUCACAGGACUCAUCAGAUAGUGGAGCAGCACAAAACACCAGAGAAAUACUGGCAAGACGGCCUUCAUACAGAAAAAUCCUAAAUGACCUUUCUUCUGAGGAAGUGGCACACAUUGAAGGCAAAGAUAGCCCAGCAUCCACAGGUGUUACCGUACCAACCACUCCAAUCUACCAGACCAGUACUGGCCAGUACAUUACCAUAGCGGCUAAUGGCACAAUUCAGCUGGCAACUCCCGGGUCUGAAGGCCUUCAGGGGCUACAGGCUGUCACUAUGGCCAACUCAGGAGGAGCACAGCAAGGCCACGCCAUCCUUCAGUAUGCCCAGACACCUGACGGCCAGCAGAUACUUGUGCCUAGCAAUCAGGUUGUUGUACAAGGUGCGGGAGGAGAAGUUCAGACCUACCAGAUCCGCACAACACCCACAUCAGCUUCCAUUCCUCAGACUGUAGUUAUGACCUCUCCUGUUGGACUGUCACAGGGUAAAAGUGAUGAUCCAACAAUGAAGAGGGAAAUCCGGCUUGCAAAAAACAGAGAGGCAGCACGUGAAUGUCGGCGGAAGAAAAAAGAGUAUGUUAAAUGCCUGGAAAACCGUGUUGCUGUUCUUGAGAACCAAAACAAGACUCUGAUUGAAGAACUGAAAACAUUAAAGGAUCUUUACUGCGUUAAAACAGAAUAACCUGUUUGAAUCGAGGAUAAACAAGGAUUGAGACCGUGUAAAAGUGGCACAGCUCAGCCAUUUGGACAUGAUGGGGUUUCUGGGAACACUUCAUUUCAGGCUGAGAGUCUCUUUUUUUUAUACUCUGUUUAAUAUUAAAGUGACUUAUGGCAGUGAGAUUUACUGGACAAAUAAACAAAUUGGCCAGCUGCUGUUUUUUAAGAAAAAAAAUUUGCUAAUGCUAUAACAUUUAUAGUUGUGUACAUUUUUAAUACUGGGAGGUUUGAAGUUGUGAGCUUUAACAGUGAGUCUGAUUUUCCAAAUGUAUCCCUUUCCAUUUUCUUGCGUUUUUAAAAAUGUUGCUGUUGUACUUAUUUAAUCUAACAGCAAUUCUGACUGUGUGAUUUUCAUACAGACAUAAUUUCCGUUUAUUAUGUGAACCAGCAAUUUCCCCUCAUUUUUCUGUAAGAAGAUGUUACAAUUGUCAUUCCUUAUUUUUGUGCAAUGGAAUAUAAAGGGUAAAAGAAAAGCUGUAGGUUUCCAUUAGCGGCGGUUCCGAGGUAAAUCCACCAGACAGGAACCUCUGACAGGGCCGAGCCCUCCUCAACCCUUCAGCCAGCGUGUCUCCUUUACACCGUAGCACCACGCAAGAACCAUUGACCAAACAAAAAACACUGCUCACCACGAGAUGGCAGUAAUGCACCUUUUUUCCCUGUUCGCAAACAGCCAAUAGCAUGAAAGGAAAGGAAUGCGGCAAAAGAAGAAAGAGAGGAAAAAGUGUUUUUGUUUCCUCUUUUAGCAUUCACAGUGGUAGCGAUUGACAUCAAAAGAAUCAAACUCAAAGAUGAACUUGGAGCAAAAAUGUUCCUGGUUCAAAUGAGAUGUGUUCAUUUGAUUUCUGUCCAUGUGAGAGGACUGAUUGUAAUUUCCUGCUAGAGGAAUACCCAAUCAGCAGAAACAACCUCCUGGGAAUUCCUCUAGCCGAUCGUAGAACCUCUCCUGCUACAGGAAUGUGUUUUGCCCCAGCCCUGCAAAGGUUCCUGAGGACCUCUUUUGUAGGGCCAAUCCUGGUAAUGGGGAAACGGGUUAAUGAUCCAACCCCUGAUAAACUACCCAGAACCCCCACUAGUGGAAAUGCACAGAUUAAGUAUGGUUUGUUUGGAUGUUACUUGGCAGUUACUUAGACAAUCAGGGAAAAAAAAAGCACAGUGUCCAGGUAAUAUUUAUUGUGUACAUCUUUGGAGGAGUGGGAAAGAAGAACAAACCAUGUAUGAAAUGUUGCUGAUUCUGCAAGUAAAUAAAUAUAUUUUCACUCAAGAAAGGGUGUGACUAAUGUAAUGUUUGUUGGACAUGAAAAUGUUGCCUUUUGAUAAAGAUCUGUUGCUUUUAGCCUGUGAACUGUUCCAAGUUUUGAAAGUUUGUUACACGAGGUCCAAAACUAAAACAAGUAUUUUCUUUUUUUCCCAGUUAGACGCCAGACAAAUAUAUUUGUAGUGAUUUUUAACUGAGCUUAAUGUGAGUAAAA
Molecule: messenger RNA, 2612 nt
Organism: Cololabis saira (Pacific saury)
Lineage: Eukaryota; Metazoa; Chordata; Actinopteri; Beloniformes; Belonidae
Gene: atf1
Product: activating transcription factor 1
Exons: 8
Coding region: 188-1108 (306 amino acids)
Biological process (GO): regulation of transcription by RNA polymerase II
Cellular component (GO): nucleus; ATF4-CREB1 transcription factor complex
Molecular function (GO): RNA polymerase II cis-regulatory region sequence-specific DNA binding; DNA-binding transcription factor activity, RNA polymerase II-specific; protein binding
Source: RefSeq, a predicted model, not a curated record